AUGAAUAAUAAAGUAGUGAGCAUCGAUAUGCUGUACUAUAUAUCGAUGGUGGUACAAAAUUGCAAUAUUAUUGAAGAGAUAAAUGGUAGUGUUACUGUGGAAUUAAAUAGUAAUGAAAAUUCGCUUGGUUUGUUGAUAAACACUCAGGAACCAGCUGCAAUUUUUAAAGAUAAUGUUAAUGAAGACUCUGCUGACAAAAGCCAAGCGAAAACCUAUUUAAACUUAUCAACUUUCUACCCGAGAGAAAAUGGCGACGAGGAAAUAAAUUCUAGUGUUGGUGAUGAUAGCAAAGAUAAAGAUUAUAUUGUACCCGACACUUAUAUAGCAAAUAACAUUUUUAGUGACAAUGAAGCUGAGAACUAUCAUGAAAAAGUUGCUGAAAUGGUUGAGGAAACUGAACUGAGUGAGAAAAUUCUCACAAAAAAAGAUCUAGAAAUCCAGAAAAUUGGCACGGAGAUCUGCUCGUUCGGCGCUCUCGUAUCCAAACCCAUUCAACUGUUCAUGUUUUGUGCCGUCUACGGUCCUAGCGCCCUCGUACUACUCGUAUGCUAUGGAUACGUUUAUAUUGUUGCUCGAGGGCAUGCCAGAGCCAUUCGCUCCGAGACACGCCACUCCAGACAAGCAACGCAACGAACCGCCCCGCUAAAUGGCGGCGGCGGCACAACUGGGCCACCACGAUACGGUCUGGCGCUCGCUAUCACCGCUGGCAUGUUUCUAGGCCUUUGGCUGCCCUUUCAGGUGUGCAUGCUUUUGGACGUAUUCUUCGGCACAAAUAUCCUAACAGCCUGGAUAUCCGUCUACCUGGCUCUUCCAAUACUAGCUAGUAGCGCUUUUAAUCCGUGGGUGUAUGGAUACCGUAACUCUGAACUGCGUUGUGCUGUUCGACGAGUUGUCGACGAUCUUCUGUCUGCGUUAGGAUUUACUCAUCGCAGUCAUCAUCGCAAUUCGGAUCCCAUAGUUCACAGCGCUGUAGCUACUGCUGGAGAUGUAGGAUCCUUUAUUAAUCAUGUGCAAAGAGACUGUUUUGAUUGGAAACCAGGUAAAAAAUGUAUGUUGUACAAUAAUUAG
This is a messenger RNA of Diabrotica balteata, 1068 nucleotides long. NCBI's taxonomy places the organism in Eukaryota, Metazoa, Arthropoda, Insecta, Coleoptera, Chrysomelidae. The record is from the annotation of a GenBank genome assembly.